AACCAACCUAAGUACCCAAAGAACAAGAGUUUCUACAUUUCAAUUCAAGUCAUCUGAAUGAUGGCAACCAAGAAGAUCUGUUUUGUUGCAAUUUUUCUCAUCUCGGUUGCUAGCAUAUUAUCAUCAGAGGUGGCAUUGGCUCGAUGGGAGGUAACCGAGAUUUUGCCUCCAUGGGAGGUAACUGUGAUCACGUCAUCAUUGGGUGGACAAGAGGUGUGUAAUCCACGCGACAAAUACAUAUACGUCAAGUGCUGGCCAACGCACAAUUGCAUCUGUUGUCAGGGUAAUUGCAGAGACCAGUGUGCCAAAAUCAAAAGCGUGGUAGUGAAUCAGAAAUGCACCCGAAAGGGAAGGCCAGGACCCGGUGCGAGUCUGGACUGCGAUUGCUGCUGCAAAAAUAUGUCACCUUCACCCCCACCUCCGUCCCCACCACCUCCACCACCCUCGCCUCCUCCUCCAUCCCCACCACCACCACCACCCUCACCUCCACCUCCAUCUCCCCCACCACCACCGCCCUCACCUCCCCCUCCGUGUUGUUGCAAGAGCCUUACUAUGCCUUCAUCAACUACUGCUCUUAGAUCCUCAUUAUUCGCAGCAAUACAAUGA
Molecule: messenger RNA, 606 nt
Organism: Papaver somniferum (opium poppy)
Lineage: Eukaryota; Viridiplantae; Streptophyta; Magnoliopsida; Ranunculales; Papaveraceae
Product: chitin-binding lectin 1-like
Exons: 3
Coding region: 58-606 (182 amino acids)
Source: RefSeq, a predicted model, not a curated record